This is a messenger RNA of Parasteatoda tepidariorum (common house spider), 5104 nucleotides long. RefSeq names its product cell adhesion molecule Dscam1. Gene Ontology annotation, molecular function: protein binding. Lineage: Eukaryota; Metazoa; Arthropoda; Arachnida; Araneae; Theridiidae. The record is from RefSeq and is a predicted model, not a curated record. Gene Ontology annotation, biological process: cell-cell adhesion.
UUUGAUAAAAUUAUACAAAACUUGACUGUAGCAUUUCGAAUUCAAUGAAUUUUCAGUUACACUCUUAUUCUUUGCAUUUCUUGAAUAUUUCAACAAAUCCUCUGAGUUUCACCGCCAGCCGUUAAAUGAAGAAUGGGGCAGAGAGAGACUCAGCAUCUACGGCGCCCUCUUUCAAAUCCGGUGUCAAAGAGUGGGACGGCUAUUUAUUCUAGAGUGGGAGGAAAGUUCUAAGAGAGAGGGUGCUUAGUUCGAUACUGCCUAAUGCAUCAACAACGUGGCUAAAUCAAUGCGAAUAUCCCUAACUGUCACGUGCAUUCAUGCAAAUAUCUUAAGUUAGAAAUAUAACAGAAUAAAAAUUGGGAUAAACGUUUGUUUUUUGUAUGUGCCAUUGCUUUAAGAAAUGGGGGCUUUAGCCUGAAUUUACGAUUGCCUAUUUCGAUAACUUUGGAAAAAGUGUCCAGUUGUGAAAAAUCAACAAGUUAUGCGCUGCAUUAAACUUUUAAAACAAUUUGUUGUUGUGAUACGCCUAUGAGAUUUGGAUUUUAGUAGAUAUUUAUUGUGUUUUAAUUUUAUUAGAAAAAGUUUAAAUUCUGUUAUGGAUGAUAUGGUGAAAUUUAAUGGAAGCAUGUUUAUCCUACUGGGACUUUUUUACAUUCUGGCCAGUCCAGGUGAUUGUGAUCCAAAUAGAAAAGAUGCAAGAGGGCCAAUAUUCCGUAUGGAACCACCAUCACGUGUCGAAUUUUCCAACAACAGUGGCACGGAAUUGAGAUGUAGUGCAGAUGGAUAUCCGACACCCCGCCUGAAUUGGUUGACUCGAGAAGGUGGCUCAGCUCGAGAUAUUCCGGGAUUGCGCCACACGAGAUCCGAUGGAACACUUGUGUUUCCUCCUUUCCCCAGAUCGGAAUACAGGCAAGAUGUCCAUGAUGCAGUCUACCAAUGCCUUGCUUCGAAUCCUGCUGGAACAAUACUGAGUCGUGAAGUGCAUGUUAGAGGAGUUAUCAAGCAAAGGUUUGAUCCUCAAGUAUAUGAUGAUUUUGUUGUAAGAGGUAAUACAGCUGUGCUCCGUUGCCAUCUCCCAACAUUUGUUCGAGAAUAUGUGUCUGUUGAUUCAUGGAUAAGGGAUGACAAGCAAGUUCUGAAAAGAAACGAUAUGAGAGGCAGUUCUUACACUGUGCUCAAUUCCGGAGAACUUCUUAUUCAUGGUGUGUUGGAAAAAGACACUUACAGGACAUUUCACUGUCAGACUCGUCACCGCUUGACUGGAGAGAUGGUUAUGAGUGUUAGCGCUGGAAAAAUUGUUGUUACAGAACCACAUGCCUCAACCCUUCCGAGAGUAACAUUCAGCCAAUCACAGGUCAGGACAGAAGAGGGAUCAUUUGCUCAACUGCCUUGCGUUGCACAAGGAAACCCACCCCCAACAUAUAGAUGGAUGAAAGACACUUCUGGUGUUCUGAAACCCCUCGAGGAAGAUGUUCGAAUCUGGGUAAAUCAAGGAACACUUAACAUAAAGAAAGUUCAAGAUACCGAUGGUGGAAAAUAUCAGUGUAUAGUACGAAACAGUAUCGGUGAAAGACGAAUUGAAAGUGUUCUUGUCGUAACAGCUCCCCUCAUUGUCACCAUGAGACCUCCAAGACAGGUGCUAAAUAUUGGACAGGAGGCCACCUUUAAUUGCAAUACGACAGGGUAUCCUGUGCAUACGAUCACUUGGAAGAAGGACCAAAGGCAACUCGUUUCCUCAAACAGAGUCAGACUUCUCUCCAGAGAUGUACUUCUCAUAACGUCAGUAAGAAGAGAUGACAGAGGGAUGUAUCAGUGUUUUGUUUACAAUGACCUAGAUGGCGCUCAAGGAACAUCAGAGCUUAAAAUUUCAGAUGUGCCUCCGACCUUGAUAUCAGCAUUUCCAGAACAUACAGCCCAUUCCGGUGACUCAAUUUCCCUCAAGUGUGUUACAACCGGUAAUCCUCUGCCCCGCAUCACAUGGCAUCUAGACGACAUUGCCAUAGAUCAAGGUCCCCGUGUGACAGCCGUGGAUCGAAUGGGUGACCUCGGUCACGUGACUGGUGUGCUGAACAUCACGGAAGCUCGAGUCGAAGACAGCGGUGAAUAUAGGUGUCAAGGCGAAAAUGAUGUCGGCAGCACCUUUCAUGCAGCCCGACUUAACAUUUACGGACCGCCUUUCGUCAGAACAAUGAGAAACGUAACUGCUGUUUCGGGAGAAGACCUGACGAUUCGUUGCCCUUACGGAGGAUAUCCCAUCAAGAGCAUCAAAUGGUUUAAGAAUGGAGUUCUUCUGCCUUUAAGCCAUAGGCAGAAAAUAAACCACGGUGGUACUUUGACAAUACAAAAUGUGCAACGUUCAGCUGAUAGAGGAGAGUACAGCUGUACUGUGAAAAAUACAGAAGGUCAAAUGGCGUCUGGUUCUACAUACGUUUCAGUUGUUGUUCCCCCUGUAAUAGAUCCUCACUAUUUUCGCGAAAGUAUCACCGCAGAUGAAGAAACGAGAAACAAAUUGAUGUGCGUUGUUAUCCAGGGUGACCCACCCAUGAGAUUUCAUUGGUUAAAAAAUGGUCAGACGUUUCUUGCGCAUGGUGACACCACGGUGCAAACUUUCGAGGAUACGUCGAUUGUGACUUUCAAAAAAGUUGUUUCAAGUGACAGAGGGCAGUAUACAUGCGUUGCCACAAAUGUCGCUUCCUCAACCAACAGAACAAUGCAACUUAUUGUGAAUGUUCCUCCACAAUGGACAGUUGAACCAAGAAAUGUAUCAGUCGUUCUCGGUCAACGAAUAUGGAUUGAUUGCGCAGCUGUUGGAUUCCCUACUCCCAGUAUUAUUUGGAAGAAAUUACUUCAAACAGAUAGCAGUACGGGAGAUUUUACCUAUGUCCAUUCUAACCCAAGAGCACAUCGAUUUAACAAUGGAACGCUUGUGCUAUCUGACGUGGAAGAAAAUGAUGGUGGAUCCUAUUUAUGCCAAGCAAGUAACGGCAUAGCAGCUGGAUUGAGUAAAAUCAUCACACUUACUGUCCUAGUUCCUCCUACCUUUAAAGAACCAUUCCAGACAAAAACUGUUACCGAAGAAUCUAACACCACACUUCGAUGCAUAGCAUCAGGCCAUGCUCCGAUAGUGAUCACUUGGCAAAAAGAUAAAUCUCUCAUAGAUAUCAGUAAACGUGGAAGGUGUCGGCCUGAUUCUCCUAACAAUAUCACAAUACUAAACAUCACCAGCAGAUCUGUAACCCUUCAGUGGGAGGUAACUCAUAACGGUAACAGUCAUAUUACCGGAAGUAUUGUUCAGUAUCAGCAAAUUUCUGACAGCAGUUGGAAUGGACAAACAUCACAACUUAUAGUAUCUGGUUCAGAUACAAGUGCCACCUUAAGGGCCCUUUCCCCAGUCACGCUGUAUUUCAUAAGAAUAGUGGCUCAGAAUGCGUUGGGACAAAGUGACCCUAGUGACACCAUUAAUGUUACUACUGCUGAAGAAGCACCGUCUGGAACACCAAGAGAAGUGCAAGUUCAUUCUACGGGAGCUCAAUCAAUGAAAGUCUCAUGGAAGCCACCCCCUGAAGAGUCGUCACAUGGAUACAUACGAGGUUAUUACAUCGGCUAUAGAAUUUCAGGGUCACCUGAAUCCUACACAUUUAAGCAGGUAGAGAGAACAACUGACGAUGAUCAGACUCAAUCAACCUACAUCACUGGACUGCAACCAUUUACCAAGUAUGAUAUCGUGAUGAAAGCCUUUAAUUCUGCAGGUACAGGACCAAAAUCAGCUAAAAUCGUUGGCAAGACCCUGGAAACAGCUCCACCAACUUCCCCUGCAGUUACAGUUAUUGGAUCAACAAAGACAUCUAUUGAAAUUAAAUGGGAAAAAGAUAUCAAAGACAAGUCAGCCAUAACAGAAUAUACCUUACACUUCAGAACUGAUGAUAGCAAUAGGAAACAAGAAAAGUUAAGCAGGGAUGAUGAUCAAUUCGUCCUAAGUAACUUGAAGUGUGGAACGAAAUACCAUUUAUACAUGACAGCCUCUAAUAGUUUAGGUACGGGAGAACCCAGCAAAGAAGUUACAGCCCGAACUAAAGGUGCAGCGCCAGUCUCACCCCAAGCGUCUUCCUUUCUGAGCGUGAACGCCACUUCUGCGUCCUUGAAUCUAAGUGCCUGGCAGAGCAAUGGCUGUCCCAUCAAACAUUUCGUCGUCCAGUACAAACCCAAGUAUCAGAAUCAGUGGACGACGGUGAGCGAAAAAUUAGAAAUGUCAAGAGAUAAUUACGCACUACGACAUCUGGCACCGGAGAGAGAUUACGUCAUUAUGGUCAUUGCCCACAGCGACGCUGGCCUCACGCAAGCAGAGUACAGUUUUCGAACACUCCAUGCAUCUCAAGCAGAUUCAAACUCUAUACCAGUAUUUGGCAAACGUGAAACUGAUAUUCCUUUUUACAAAAACGUAGCACUGGUCAUUCCUGUUGUUGUGUCGUCUCUUGUGCUCAUCAUGGUGGUUUUCAUUGUUGCUGUCUGCAUUCGAAAGCACUCUCAAGAUAGAAGAGAUUACGAAAUGAGAAAACCCUGCAGUGAUUCGCUAAUGAUGACUGAUCUUGGGAAAGAGGCACCCACCAAAUCGUCAAAACCAUCGCAUUAUUCUUGCCCCGCAGUCAAUAAAGGGGAUUAUGCAGAACCUUACUGCAAUGAUUUGCUACCACCCAAGCAAGGAACUGGGGAUGGACUUUUCGCUACGAUAAAGAGGUGUCCAACACGUCCAAUAUAUACAUCUAAUGCAUAUAAAUCAGGUUCAGAGAACAAUCAGCAGAUAGCUGACACUCAAGAAAACUGUGGAAACGUAGACUCAAACAGUUCUGACAGAUGGCGCUAUAAAGCAGGUAGUGGUCACAAGCCAAUUCGAUGACAAAGCCUGUCACCUCUUAAUGAAGAAGAUAUAUCAUUGACAUCACUUUGUACAUUACCAUUGCGAGAAACAGUUAUAUGAAUGUUUAUAAAAAUUUGCUCACAUUAUCCCCUGCCAAAGUUUAUCUUUAAGUUAGGAUGUGAUAUAUAUAUAUAAACAUAUAAUAAUAUGUUCUUUUCUUUUUUAUGUGUAUCAAAUAAAUAUAUUUGG